Molecule: messenger RNA, 1050 nt
Organism: Diaporthe amygdali
Lineage: Eukaryota; Fungi; Ascomycota; Sordariomycetes; Diaporthales; Diaporthaceae
Product: chaperonin 10-like protein
Exons: 3
Coding region: 1-1050 (349 amino acids)
Molecular function (GO): oxidoreductase activity
Source: RefSeq, a predicted model, not a curated record
AUGGCCGUCCCAGAGCCCACCACCAGGCGGGCCUUCCGCCGCACCGACGCCCACACUCCAGGCACGCCCAAAGUCAAGCUGGUGACAGAACCACUGCCCCUCCCGCUCGACCCGAGCUCGGUGUUGAUCAGGGUGCACGCCGUGGCGCUCAACUACCGCGACGCCAAUAUUGCCAACGGUGGGAACCCGUGGCCGGUGACGCCGCACGGCAUCCCCUGCAACGACGCGGCGGGCGAGGUCAUCGCGGCGGGCGACAAGGUGCGGGGCCUCAAGAUCGGGGAUAGGGUGGCGCCCAUCGUGGACACCGAAAACCUGACGGGGCGGGAGCCGGCGCGGUCGUGGCUGGCGGCCGAUGAGGACGGGGUGUUGGCGGACCAUGUCGUGUUUGAGGAGUGGAAGGUGUGCAAGCUGCCCCGAUACCUGGACUGGGUCGCGGCGAGCAUCAUCCCUUGCGCCGGCACGACGGCUUGGGCGGCGCUGAAGGGAGUGGGGAUCGGACAGAGUGUGCUUAUUCAGGGCACGGGUGGCGUGAGCAUGUUCGCGCUCAAGCUGGCCCAGAGUGCGGGCAUGAGGGUUGUGUUGACUUCGUCGAGCGAUGAGAAGCUGAGGAGGAUCAGCCAGCAGUUUGCGAGUCCGUCACUCGUGACCGUGAAUUACUCAAGGAAUCCAGAAUGGCACGAAGAUGUUCUGAGGCUGACUGAGGGUAUUGGGGUGGACCUCGUCGUCGAGGUUGGGGGCUCUUCGUCUCUGGUCAAAAGCUUGAAGUGCACUCGGCGCGGAGGCAUUGUCAGUGUAGUUGGCUACCUCAGCAAGCAGGACCCUACCCAGAUGGCAGAGCUUCUCCCAGUCAUUAUCGACAGGAGAGUGAUUGUGAGAGGCAUCAACGCUGGCUCCAAGAUUGACUUGGACGACCUUUGCGCAGCACUGUCAGCUACGAGAAUCCAAUUUGACGACAUAAUUGACUCAGUAAAGCCAUUUGAAGAUGCGGAUGAGGCGAUUGAGUAUGUGUGGCAGGGCAAGCAGGUCGGCAAGGUUGUGCUUCGUCUAUAG